UGACAGACAGCGCGCGCGCGCCCGAGAGAGAGAGAGAGAGACAGAGAAAAAAAAAGAAAGCAAACACCCACACAUACACAUCUUUCUAGAAAGUCCAACUUGUGUGUGAGAGAAGGUCGGGGGGAAACCUGGCUCUGAGCGGAAUGCACAUGCACACGAGCGCGUGAAGCCGGCUGUUAUUUUUUGUGUGCGCGCGGUGUGUGUGUGUGUGUGUGUGUGUGUGUGUGUGGUGCGGCUCCCGAAAAAAAAAUGCAGCGGCUCUGAGACAAAGGGACUCGGAGCGUCGUUCUCUGUUCACUGCAAACACCGCGGGCUGAGAGGCUGAGGGCCUCCCUGGAUGGAAAGAUGGAAGCAGAGGGACAGUGGUGGAAAAGCCAGCUCGCCUCAGAUAUCCAUCAAGCUCUAAGAAUUAAGGAGCUGAAGUUACCUACAUACCAUGCCCAUUCGCCGCAGAUCGGAAUGAGGCGCUACUUUGCCGACCUGCUCGCCGUCCUCAGUAAUCGCUACCAGCUGUGCCCCACAGCACGCCACCUGGCUGUCUACCUGCUCGACCUUUUUAUGGACCAUUAUGACGUAGCCGUGAGACAACUUUACGUCAUCGCCCUUUCCUGCCUUCUCCUAGCCAGCAAGUUUGAGGAGAAGGAGGACCGUGUGCCUAAGCUGGAGCAGUUAAACACGCUGGGCUUCAUGUGCAGCCUCAACCUGGCCCUGAACAAGCGCGACCUCAUCAAAAUGGAAUUGCUUCUGCUGGAGACCUUCGGCUGGAACCUCUGCAUGCCCACGCCAGCUCACUUCAUCGACUACUACCUCCACGCGGCCGUGCAGGAGGGCGACCUGCACAACGGCUGGCCCUUGACCUCACUGUCCAAGACCAAAGCGUUCAUGGACAAAUACACACACUACUUCCUGGAGAUUUCCCUGCAAGAUCACGCCUUCUUAAGCUUCAGACCCUCACAGGUGGCAGCCGCCUGCAUCGCAGCCUCUCGCAUUUGUCUGCAGAUUUCCCCGAGCUGGACUACAGUGCUCCACCUGCUCACAGGAUAUUCCUGGGAUCAUCUAACUCCAUGCAUCCAGCUCAUGCUGCUUGCGCAUGACAAUGACGUGAAGGAAGCCAACAAGUCCAAGUCAUCACCCUCGUCGAGUCAGGGUGCACAACCUCAAGCUCACGCUUCGCCCGGCCCUGUUCCCUCCGCCUUGCAGAGACACCCUGCAUCCACGUCGCAGCAGCUACUGCUCCAGACUGGCAGCUACCCCUCGCUCACGCAGCACUCCCCUGCUCUGGCGCAGCUCCACAUGCUGGCCGAGUGCCAGGCCAUGGGUGCCGUGAGUACGCGGGAAUACCUCCAGCCGCACCAGACGACCCUGCUUUCUUCCUCCAUGCCGACUGCAUCAUUCCCUUCUUUCCCAAGUCUGGCAUCAGGGCUGUGCGGUUUGCCCUUGCAGGGCCCCCUUUCCAUGCAGGUGAGCAUGGCGACAGAACCACGGCCCUGCGUCAGCCUGGCUUACGCUAACGGCUACCUGGGCUCACAUCACAGCUUCGCAGCCGGAUGUUUCGACAGGUGACGCCAGGAGAGGGAGGACAGACCGACCUCGGGGCGCCCGCUGUCCUCCACCCUUCUCUCUGCCUCCCCGGCGCCAUCCACCCUCAGCCAUAGGCACAGACUCUCCAAACAGAAGGCCCACAGCCGAACAGAUUCAUCAAAGGUCAUAGUAUUAAGUUGAAACAUUCUCAAAUGUGGACCUCUAUACUCCCCCCCC
Messenger RNA from Clarias gariepinus (North African catfish), 1758 nucleotides. RefSeq names its product cyclin J-like (gene ccnjl). The transcript is spliced from 6 exons. Gene Ontology annotation, biological process: regulation of cyclin-dependent protein serine/threonine kinase activity; mitotic cell cycle phase transition. The coding region runs from base 346 to 1563 and encodes 405 amino acids. Gene Ontology annotation, molecular function: cyclin-dependent protein serine/threonine kinase regulator activity. The record is from RefSeq and is a predicted model, not a curated record. NCBI's taxonomy places the organism in Eukaryota, Metazoa, Chordata, Actinopteri, Siluriformes, Clariidae. Gene Ontology annotation, cellular component: nucleus; cytoplasm; cyclin-dependent protein kinase holoenzyme complex.